AUGCAGGACAGUGGCGAUAUUAUUAGCUCUGGGUCAACACUUUCACCAGAUGAAUCUGAAAAUGAAAAAGAAAGAGACCCACCACCUUUCCAGGCUAGUACUGCAGAGGGGAGUAGCAGUAUUCAGUUGUCACCAAAACUUUGCAAGAUGAUUGUGAGAUUUAUAUGUGGAAGUGUUUUGGGUAGAGAGGAGAUCUCAAGGCUGCUGAAGAAGACAUUCUCUGUCACACCUAGAAAUCUCAUGUCCCUCACACUAUCUCAACUGUUGGAAGUGGUAUCCAAGAAGACAGCAAGGCACAAGUAUGUGGAAUCCCUGGUGAACCUGUUGAUCCGAGCUGAAGAUGACUAUGAUAAAAGUGAACAAGGAGUCUGA
Molecule: messenger RNA, 372 nt
Organism: Porites lobata
Lineage: Eukaryota; Metazoa; Cnidaria; Anthozoa; Scleractinia; Poritidae
Source: the annotation of a GenBank genome assembly